This is a messenger RNA of Bolinopsis microptera, 1123 nucleotides long. RefSeq lists its product as uncharacterized. Bases 39 to 683 code for a protein of 214 amino acids. Lineage: Eukaryota; Metazoa; Ctenophora; Tentaculata; Lobata; Bolinopsidae. The record is from RefSeq and is a predicted model, not a curated record. The transcript has 6 exons.
CUUUCAACACUACUAUAUAACAAAUAAUUUGAGGAAUCAUGAUUGAACUUGCGCAAGUCGGGACCAUCUUAGGGAUUACUACCCUUGUGGGCGCGCUUGUUGCCCAGGUUCCCCAAAUCAUCGCUAUCAUCAAAUCCAAAAAUGUUGAUGGUCUCAGUUUCAAUGGGUUCUCAAUUGAAAUAUUCUCGCUAACAAUUCAAGUGCUUUACUUCGUAGUCCAAGAGUACGACCUUCUGGCUUAUUCUGACAUCUCUAUUCUCCUUGUCCAAGAUUACGUUAUUGUUAUCCUGAUGUUGCUGUACGGAAAAGAAGCUCUAGGAGCCAGAGAAUACGGAAACAUCAUCGGGUACUUGGUGGCUGUCGCUUCGGUUGUUGUGGGGACAGUGACUAAAGACAUGAUAGUCAUGGUCAUGCAAGGAGUGGUUCUGCUGAACUUGGCUAGUAAGAUGACAUUUAUCUCUAGUAUCCUCUCUACUAAAGACACCUCUGCCAUGGAGCCCGCUGCUUGGAUCAUAUUCGUUUACAGUAACAUCGUGCGAGUGUUUGUUGGAUACCUUUUACUUGGUGAUAUGACUAUUGUGGGACAACACGCAGUCAACGGAGCCUUCAACCUGGCUAUUACUCUCCUCAUAUUCAAGUACAGGGGAGGUAAUAAGGAAGAGGAGGAGAAGAAGGAGGAGUAAAGAAGAGGGAGAUUCUAGUGAGGUUGAGAGAAAAAAAAAGUGGAAAUCUUGUCAGUAAAUGAGGGAGACGUGCGGAGGAAAGGAAUGGUAUGAUAGGGGUUGUAGUAUUUGGACUUGAUGUUUUUACUUUGUAAUUAAUUUGGGUCUGGUAUAUAUGAUUUUUAGGUUUUAUUGAUUAGGUAUGGUUAGCGAAUCGUUAUUCGUAUAAGUUUUGUAUAUACAUCUUGGGCGUCGGUUAUAUUGUUACUCAACCGUAUAUUUAACCACCGGGAAUGUUACACAUUGCUAACUGGUUUAUUGUAAUAUUGUCACUUAUCUCUACAUCUUACUUUACAGUGUAGCAUGAGAAAGUUUUUCUUCUUACGAAAGAUAAACUGAUCUAUUGAUCUAUUUUGUAUAAAAGUAUUCUUAUCAAUCACAUUACUCCGAUUUCAUUUUAA